AUUGGCUUCAAUACAUUUUUAGCUUCUCUUUUGUAUCAGUUUAUUAUUUAUAAUUUAGGUACCAUUUACCAUACUAACUAAAUAUUUGUAACUUUCAUUGAAGCUAGAUAAAUAAUCAAGUUAUUUGUGAACAUGGAUAAUAAAAAUAAAAAAGAGUCAUCGGGCCUUCGGAAGGCUGAUCGGGUUCGUAAUUUGUGUAUCAUGGCUCAUGUUGACCAUGGCAAAACCACUCUGGCUGACACACUUAUUGCAACAAAUGGGAUCAUAUCUGAGAAGCAAGCAGGAUCUAUCAAGUACAUGGACAGCCGCCCAGAUGAAAUGGCUAGAGGAAUCACCAUGAAAAGCUCCUGUAUCACUCUUGCAUACCCACACCAGAAUGAGAGCUACCUCAUCAAUCUCAUUGAUUCUCCGGGUCAUGUUGACUUUACUUCAGAGGUGAGCACGGCUGUUCGUCUCUGUGAUGGGUGUAUCUUGGUGGUUGAUGUAGUGGAAGGAGUCUGCGCUCAAACAAAGGCUGUUAUGCGACAAGCCUGGGUCUCAGGGGUGAAGCCUGUUCUUGUACUCAACAAAAUUGACAGACUCAUUCUUGAGAAGGAACUUGCACCUCUGGAUGCCUACUACCACAUAGCCAAUGUUCUGGAGCAGGUCAAUGCAUACAUGGCUGAGCUAUACAACACAGAUGUUUUUGGACGAACUAACGACAGAACAGAUGCUGACCAGAGACGUUCAUCGAGCAGCAAGACUGCAGGUCCCUCUUCCCCAAGCAAGACUGAAGGUCCCUCUUCCCCAAGCAAGACUGAAGGUCCCUCUUCCCCAAGCAAGACUGAAGGUCCCUAUUCCCCAAGCAAGAAUAGCUCAUGUCUGACAGAGGGUAAAAGCCUCGUCGACUGGGGCAUUGAGGACAUCGAUGACUCAGACUUGUACUUCAACCCCACUGAUGGCAAUGUCGUCUUCGCCAGUGCUAUUGAUUGCUGGGGAUUUGGGAUUUCGCAGUUUGCGGAGCAGUUCUCCAGCAAGCUGGGCAUGAGCCUGAAGGUCUUGUCAAAAACCCUGUGGGGGGACUUCUACAUUUCCAGUAAAGGUGGCGAGAAGCGAAUACUCAAAGGGGCUCGUGACAAACGCAAGAACCCUCUAUUUGUGACCCUCAUUCUGGAUAACCUUUAUCAGGUUUACAAGAAAGUUCGGCCAGCAACUGCUGACCCUGCUGACGUACGCAAGAUUGCUGACAGUUUGAACAUCAAGAUGUCAGCUCGUCUGUUCGAGUCAGCCUCUGAGAGCAAGACGCGCUUCAUGCACAUCUGCUCCAACUGGCUCCCGCUGUCUAAGGCUGUCCUCAACAUGGUUGUGCUGCAGCUUCCAGCCCCGACUACCAUAUCAGAAGAACGUGCGAAGAAGCUCCUCACAACUGCCACUCACGACUUCAGGAGUCUACCAGCGUGCAGUCGCUCGCUGCUGCCGCACCUGCAGCGCUGCAGCAGCGAGCCUAGCGCUCCCCUCAUCGUUUAUGUCUCUAAGAUGUUUGGAGUGUCGUGCAAAAAACUACGCGACGCCGACGAGAAAUUGCGUGGGGGGGCGGCGCCCCCACGCGGCCCCCUCCCUCCUGGCGACGACGAAGACGUGCAGGAUUUAACUGCUGAGGUCCUGGAGGAGCCGGAGGAACUGCUGGCCUUUGCUCGCGUCUUUAGCGGCUCCCUGAAGCCUGGCAUGGAGGUGUACGUGUUGGGGCCAAAGCACAACCCUGCGUCGGUAGCGCCGUUCAUGUCUCCUGAUGGGGAGCUCAGUGAUGAGCACCUCGCUCUGUGUCCUCAUAUUACGCGCUGCAAGGUUGGUGGGGUGUACCUCCUGCUGGGGCGCGAGGUACAGAGUCUGGGGUCAGCGGGCGCCGGCCUCCUGGUGGGGGUGGGUGGCCUCACGGGGCACAUCGUCAAGAGCGGCAGCCUCAGCAGCACCCCAGCCUGUCCUCCCUUCACCCACGUCAUCCACACCGCCGGUCCCAGCCUUAAUGGAGAUGCUGAGGGCUCGCUGCUGAGGGUACAGGUGCUCCCUAAGAACCCUCGCUGCCUCCCCGAGCUGAGGGAAGGCCUGAGGCUACUCAACCAAGCCGACCCUUGUGUUCAGGUUUGGCUGGAGUCGUCAGGGCAGUACAUGAUAGGCGCGGCUGGGGAGGUGCACCUGCAGCGCUGUCUUAGUGACCUGCAGGACAAGUACGCGCGCACGGCGGUGACGGCGUCUGCGCCCAUCGUGCCGUUCAGGGAGACCAUCGUGCCGCGCCCCCGCGUCGACAACACCAACGAGGCCAUCGAGGGAGAGAACGUCGACACCUCCAAGCUGGCUGGAGAUGGUGCCGUGAGGCUAGACGCAGCUCUAGGCAGCAUCAGAGUGCGUGCUGUGCCUCUGCCCAGCUCUGUGACAGAGCUGCUCUGCGCUAACUCUGAACUGCUCUCUGCUCUGUCAUCUCAGAGCAACACAAUCAACGUGGCUGCCGGCAUGGCCUCCCAGAACAGCUUCCUCAAGAAACCCAGCGAUGCCUUCAACUCUCAAAUUAAUUCAUUGUUUAAAGAAACUAAAUCUCAUCUAAAUGACCACGAUGAAAACUCCGACGUUAUUAUUUCUAAUGGUGGAGACGCUAAAUCCAACGUCAGUUCUAAAACAGAGGAAAAAAGUGCAAGGGAUUUUGAAUCUGAAGGAAUUUCUGUUGUAGAUUCAAGUAUAGAAACUCCUAAAGAGGCGAAGGCUAAUGAUGGCGAUAAGAUUACUGACGACGUGAAGGGUAUUCAACUUGGUAAGACUCCUGAAGUGGUGAAGGGUAGUGAAGAGACUCUCCCUUUAACGAGCUUCACCUCGACAACUCGGUCGAGUCCCCAGACUCUGACGCGAGAGACACAAGCUGCUUUAGUUCACCUGAAGAAGCAGCUAUCAGAGGCUUUCUCUGCCGCUGGGGAAGAAUGGGCUGGGGCUGAGGACCAGAUGUGGACUGUGGGUCCCCAUUACUGUGGCCCCAACAUCCUGCUCAACAGAGUCCCUAGCUAUGGGGACCGUCCCUCAAUCUGGAUGCCCAAAGCCUCGAUGCCCUCGUCUCCCCUCGCGUCCAUGGACCACGCCUUGGUUACUGGUUUCCAGUUGUGUUGCGCCGCGGGGUCGCUGUGCGAGGAGCCGCUCAUGGGCGUCUGUUUCCUGGUGGAGGACUGGCAGCCUCCGUCUGACAGCGCCCAGCUACCACCGGGCAAGGUGAUGAUGCUUUCUAAAGAGCUUUUCCUGAACGCGUUCGACGAGCAGCCACGACGCAUGAUGGUCGCGACGUACAGCUGCGUCGUGAGCGUCACGUCUGAGGUCGUGGGCAGAGUUUAUUCAGUGUUGGGUCGCCGCCACGGCAGGAUAUUGGCUGGCGACAUCACUGAAGGCUCGAACGCAUGGAACGUUACAGCUUAUUUGCCCAUCGUUGAAAGCAUCGACUUCGCCAACGAACUGCGCAAGGCUACCUCUGGGGAGGCUCAGCCACAACUGAUGUUCUCCCACUGGGAGACGCUGGAGGUUGACCCGUACUGGGACCCGUGCACGGCUGAGGAGCUCAAGCACUUCGGGCAGAAGGCGGACACCGAGAACCUGGCCCGCGUCUACAUGAACGCCGUGCGCAGGCGUAAGGGCAUCAAGGAGUACGGCAAGAAGCUCGUCGAGUUCGGCGAGAAACAGCGAACUCUCACUAAGAAUAAAUAACAGUUCGUGUCAUCGAGUGGAGUAAAAGAGUUCACUACCGUGUUUUAUUUCCCGUGUAUUGUUAUUGGAGUUCACGGAGAUAAGUUUGAAUUUGUUUUGCCCCUUGUCUACAGAUAAUUUAUUCGCAGCUGAAGUCCUUUUAGUCCUUCGCCGGCAGACUAAGGGUCUAGGUGAAUUAAUUCAUUGAUACAAAUGUUACACGGUAAUAAAACGAUUGUGAUGUAAAAUAAAUGAGAUGUUCGCACAA
Messenger RNA from Hyalella azteca, 3961 nucleotides. Its product is annotated as elongation factor-like GTPase 1. Gene Ontology annotation, molecular function: ribosome binding; GTPase activity; GTP binding. Gene Ontology annotation, biological process: cytosolic ribosome assembly. Bases 133 to 3714 code for a protein of 1193 amino acids. The record is from RefSeq and is a predicted model, not a curated record. Gene Ontology annotation, cellular component: ribonucleoprotein complex; cytosol. NCBI's taxonomy places the organism in Eukaryota, Metazoa, Arthropoda, Malacostraca, Amphipoda, Hyalellidae. The transcript is spliced from 21 exons.